This is a messenger RNA of Drosophila rhopaloa, 903 nucleotides long. RefSeq names its product translin (gene trsn). The coding region runs from base 76 to 783 and encodes 235 amino acids. Gene Ontology annotation, biological process: RNA metabolic process. The record is from RefSeq and is a predicted model, not a curated record. The transcript has 5 exons. Gene Ontology annotation, cellular component: nucleus; cytoplasm. NCBI's taxonomy places the organism in Eukaryota, Metazoa, Arthropoda, Insecta, Diptera, Drosophilidae. Gene Ontology annotation, molecular function: single-stranded DNA binding; sequence-specific DNA binding; RNA binding.
AACUAUUGCUUGUGGCAAUUACCAUCUCUAACACCGGCAUAAACAAGCAAAAAGCAAGUUAAAUAUUUACUAAAAAUGUCGAACUUUGUGAAUUUGGACAUCUUUUCGAAUUAUCAGAAGUACAUCGACAAUGAGCAGGAGCUCAGGGAGAACAUUCGCAUUGUGGUGCGCGAAAUCGAACAUUUGGCUAAGGAAGCGCAGAUUAAACUGCAGAUAAUACAUAGUGAUUUGAGUCAGAUAAGUGGCGCCUGUGGUUUGGCCCGCAAACAGAUCGAAGCCUGCGCUGAAAAGUACCAGAAAUUGGCCGGCUUGGUGCCAGCUGGCCAGUACUACAGAUACUCCGAUCAUUGGACCUACAUCACACAGCGUUUGAUCUUUCUCAUUGCCUUGGUUAUUUACCUGGAGGCGGGUUUUUUGGUCACCCGCGAAACUGUGGCCGAAAUGUUGGGUCUAAAGACCAGCCAGGCCGAAGGCUUCCAUCUUGAUGUAGAGGAUUAUUUGCUGGGCAUCCUUCAGUUGGCCUCGGAACUCUCCCGAUUUGCCACCAAUUCUGUCACCAUGGGCGACUAUGAACGUCCUCUAAAUAUCUCUCAUUUCAUUGGUGACCUGAACACGGGCUUCCGCCUAUUGAAUCUAAAGAACGAUGGUUUGAGGAAGCGCUUUGAUGCCUUAAAGUAUGAUGUCAAGAAGAUCGAGGAGGUUGUCUACGACGUCAGCAUUCGCGGCCUGUCCACCAAGGAGAAGGAUCAGCAGGAGGAGCAGGCUGCUCCUGUACCCGAAUAGUGGAUGUUGUAUUUAGACUAAGACACUGUUUACUUGAGACCUUAGUUAAGUUUCAAGAAGUUCCAUUUAAAGAAGCAUUUUAUAUUUGGUAAAUAUAUAUCUCAUAACUUGAAUAGAAAA